CAAGUUUAUACAAUCGCACAUCAAUUUCAUCUUUUGUUAAUUUUUCUUUCAUCAACACCAACCUGCCUCAACUCUCUCUCUCUCUCUCUCUCUCUCUCUCAUCAUCGCACAGCCGACGACAGUGCCAACACCCUAAGAUCUGAUGCGAUGGAGGCAGCCAACGGUACUAAGUCCAGGAGAGCAUCUCCACCUUCGACGACGACGCCAGCGGAGGUUUGUGGAUAUUCUGUCAUCACCGCGCAAGACAUCCAGACAGCCACAAACAAUUACGACUGCAAUAAUAGGCUCUACAGGGAAGUCAGUGCAAGUGUCACUUACAAAGGAACAUUAAAAAGCAGUCCAGGAAGAAUAGAGAUGCAAAACUCACCGGGCUCGGUGGGCUGUUUGAGCCAUGAGAUACAGACAGAACAGGGUGACGUCUAUCGGGACGACUUGGUAAGGAUCUUGGACAGUCCUUUGGAGGCGUGUGGUGAGGUUGAGGUGCUGAUGCAAGUUGAAAAUCUUGCCGAGAAGUGCUUAGCGUGCUCGUCAAUGGGGCCGACCAUGCUUAAGGCAGUGAAACGAUAUAAGAGUUCUAAUGGGGUUUGUGUA
This is a messenger RNA of Striga asiatica, 591 nucleotides long. NCBI's taxonomy places the organism in Eukaryota, Viridiplantae, Streptophyta, Magnoliopsida, Lamiales, Orobanchaceae. The record is from the annotation of a GenBank genome assembly.